Messenger RNA from Neoarius graeffei (lesser salmon catfish), 3124 nucleotides. Its product is annotated as glycogenin-1-like. The transcript is spliced from 8 exons. The record is from RefSeq and is a predicted model, not a curated record. Gene Ontology annotation, cellular component: cytoplasm. Gene Ontology annotation, molecular function: glycosyltransferase activity. Lineage: Eukaryota; Metazoa; Chordata; Actinopteri; Siluriformes; Ariidae. The coding region runs from base 212 to 1327 and encodes 371 amino acids.
GGCACAGAGCUCACCUUUCCGCAGCGUGUGCCUUUUUAUUUAACGUCAGUUCUAUAAUGCGCGAGACAAAUCGCCUUUAUUUGCGCAUUAAUGGAGGUGUGUCAGAGAUCACGUGACUUUUAAAGGUCGUCGCUGUAAAUCGGCUUAUCGUGCGCACGCAGUUACACACACGCACGCACGCGCAGAGCUGGGAUUAAUAUUCUGGAUUAACAUGACAGAUCAGGCGUUUAUCACACUUGCUACAAAUGACAGCUAUGCUAAAGGAGCGAUGGUGCUCGGUGUGUGUUUGAGGAACCACAAAACAUCUCGUAAUCUUGUCGUACUGAUCGGAGAUGACGUUUCACAACUCUGCAGAUCAGUCCUCAGUCAGAUCUUUGACGAGGUGUGUGAGGUGAGUGUGUUGGACAGCGGAGACGCGGCUCGCUUGGCGAUGAUGAAGAGACCCGAGCUCGGCGUCACCCUCACUAAACUGCACUGCUGGAACCUCACACACUACUCAAAGUGUGUGUUCAUGGACGCAGACACACUGGUUCUGUGUAACAUUGACGAGCUGUUUGAGCGUGAGGAGUUCUCGGCUGCCCCCGACCCCGGCUGGCCCGACUGCUUUAACUCCGGAGUGUUUGUGUUUCAGCCGUCGGAGGAAACGUACGCCAGGUUACUGACCGCCGGCAUGGAGCACGGCAGCUUCGAUGGUGGGGAUCAAGGUGUUUUAAACAGUUAUUUCAGUGACUGGGCUACAGCUGAUAUCGCUAAACACCUUCCCUUCAUCUAUAACCUGAGCAGUGUGUCCAUCUACACCUACCUACCAGCAUUCAGACAGUUUGGCCAUAAUGCGAAGGUAAUCCACUUCCUGGGUGAGAAGAAGCCAUGGGAUUAUCACCAUGGCGAUGAUGAAGAUGAUGAAGAGUGCAGCAGUGAGACAGGGCCGCGCCGUUCUUCUUCUCUGUAUCCUGAUUACUUCCAGCAGUGGUGGAGUGUGUUUAAGUCGUCAGUGCUGCCGUUACUCUCAAAGGAACACACACAUCCGCUCUCGGACACGCCCAGCAUGGAGGUGUACAGAAACCGCCAGAGACGGGGACAAAGCGACCUCGGUCUGAAGAGGAGAAACGACAAAGGACUUAUAAGCAAGCGUGGGAGCAAGGCGCGUGCAUCUCAGCAGGAGAGUGUGUACGUCGAGGCAGCUCAGCAGGAGGAGUGUAUUCAUCCUCCAGCUCCUCGAACCUCCUCACAGGACAGAAAGCAGAAGUGGGAGCAGGGAGACGCUGAUUAUCUCGGAGAGGAUUCGUUCACGCAGAUUGAGAGAAAACUCGACUCCUUCCUCAAAUGAACAACACACGCACACACUUUAUACUCAUAUGACAUGAAUCUGCUCCUUGUGCGAUGUCUCUGAUGUGUGUAAUCUCACUGUGUGAAAAUAUUGUGUUUUAUUUCUGUUGGCGUUGUGCUCAUGAUAACGUAAUGUAAAUUACUUUUUAAUUCCGUACUAUAUCAUUACACACACACACACACACACACACACACAGAGGAUUAUAUUUGUUUCAGAAAUAGGGAUGCAUUAUUACUGAUACUCCAAAAAACAAAUACUCCAAAACUAGCAUCAGAUCCAAGGUGACACUAUAAUCCUCGCGCUAAUGACUCACAACUGAAUGUAACAGCGAUCUGGACGUACCAUAUUUCACGAUUAAUUAUCAGUUAGCAAACUGUGAAAAUAUCAAUAAGAGGAUCUACAGCAUCUUCCUACAGUGUAUCCAAGUGAUAAAACAUCUUCAACAUUCAACUCAGCACAGAGUUAAUCGCUCGGUGAGAGUGGACAAAAAAAAAGCAUCCACAGAUGAUGCUAGGUGAGUGAAAAUGACCGCUCUUAUGUCCCAGCGUGUUGUUCGUAACAAUCAGCCGCUCUCGGGUGUUGACGAUGAGGGAAUCUUACACAAUGAAAACAAAAAUGUACUUUACGUAAACACUUUUUCUGAAUUGAAACAAAACCCGCUCUUCUGCACUGCAAAUAUAGCUAGCUAGCUAAUUAACACGCUAAUGCUAAGAACGAGUGUCAUAGCCUGAGCACACGAACAAACCCGUGUGCAAACUAAAUAAACUGGUGAAACAGAGCUGAAAACAUUAUUCCUUAAUGUGUCUGACUGAUUCAUUAUGUUCCUCAUUUCUGGUAUUGGUGCAUCCUGAGUCAAACGUAUUGAACAUUUUUUAAAAUGGAAAAAAAAAAAAUUCAAAAGCCGAACAUGUGUCUCAGUCUUCUACAUAAAGCGUAGCCUUGCAUUGAUCAGAAAUCACCUUCGCUCUUAGCUUUCGCGUCUUCAGCUAAAAUGUUCAGUUACAAUACUCUCUGGAGUGGGUGGGGUUUAAAGAGCUUGGUCUCUAUUGGCCAGUUAUGAUGCAUGAAUGAAUGUAUAAACAGAUGUAAGAGGAUGAAGAGUCAAGUAAUGCACUGUACUGAUGCUAAUGGACACGUUGUGUUUAUCUGCUUCAUCACUUGCCUCACAACAAAAGGGGCGGAGCUUAAAACAGACAACUUAAAGCAAACAUGGCUACUGAUGGCGGCUUCGGUCUCCGUGUCCAAACUGUAACAGGAAAAACACAUGAAGUGUUAUUAGUUAGCAUGCUAGCAUCAGAACACAGUCCAACACUGUUGUUUAUAUGACAGUUUUCACUUUUUUUUCCCAUGUACAAACCAACGUUGCCUUCAUGUGCUUUUAAAGAUCCCUUCAAGUCAAAAUUACUAAGUUUCAAAAACAAAUGAUUGAUCCUUUUGGUGGAGAUGCUAAGUAUCGCUAGCUAGAUGUAGUUCCUUUGGAAGUUUCGCUAUUAUGGUCUUUAAGUUUUAUUUUUCCUCACAAUUCAUUAACUUUGGUCUGGAGCUGAAGCCAAAUAGCUUCAAAUAACUUGACUAGCUAGUCUGCAGCUACCACUGCAGAAAUAAAAUAUUAAAUAAAGUAGAAUGCUUAGAUAAAUGAACCCUGUAAUGUGGAUGGGAUCCUGAAAGGUCCAGAGCAGAUCCACUGAGCAGGAACCACUGCGAGCACCACACCGUUAGCAUGACUGUAUUAGCAAAAUUAACAUUUAAGGCCUUGAAAUGAAUGAUUGUUGCAUCGUACUGUAUCUGAAAUAAAGA